AAGAUAACAUUGACCCAGAAGCUGAAUUAAAAAAAAUAAUAAAAGAUAGUAAUAUCCUAAUUGCAGAAACUUUACAAGAACUAAUCAAUGAUAAAUCUAAUAGCAGUAAUACUAAAAUACAAGAAAUUAUAAACAUACUAAUUAAUCAUACACAAACCCAUUUUAAUACACAAUUAUUAUAUGUUUUUGAAGAAAAGAAUAGUUUUCUUAAAUUUGUAUUGCUUUCUAAUACCUAUCAUGACUAG
Messenger RNA from Racocetra persica, 245 nucleotides. The record is from the annotation of a GenBank genome assembly. Lineage: Eukaryota; Fungi; Glomeromycota; Glomeromycetes; Diversisporales; Gigasporaceae.